This is a messenger RNA of Oncorhynchus tshawytscha (Chinook salmon), 6903 nucleotides long. RefSeq names its product serine/threonine-protein kinase ULK1. Bases 590 to 3706 code for a protein of 1038 amino acids. Gene Ontology annotation, cellular component: cytoplasm; autophagosome. The record is from RefSeq and is a predicted model, not a curated record. Gene Ontology annotation, biological process: autophagosome organization; positive regulation of autophagy; peptidyl-serine phosphorylation. The transcript is spliced from 26 exons. Gene Ontology annotation, molecular function: protein serine/threonine kinase activity; ATP binding. NCBI's taxonomy places the organism in Eukaryota, Metazoa, Chordata, Actinopteri, Salmoniformes, Salmonidae.
CGCGUGCGCAAAAUUGCUGGACUUAGAGAACAACUGAAGGCGUGCACUAACCUUGUUGAGACCAUAAUCGAUACGAGGGUUCCUCUGGGGGGGAACUAUUAGCCCAUUGAAAAUAUUACGAGAUGCCGCUUGCAUAAAUGUUAUGGACUUGCGUUGGAACAAAUUAAAACACAUUAUUGAACGGGUUGCAACGGAGCCAACGAUAUCCUCUGUAUACCAACAAAAACACCCAGGCGUGCCUUCUGUUUUUAAGGUGGAUAUGUUUUGCAAGCAGCUAGCUAGCUUACAUUGGGGCAUUGUGUCUUUGUAAACACUGCGUCAGUUGUGUAAGCUAGCUAGCUACCAAAACAAAAAAACAUGGGACUCGCAUAUUGUUAAAAGGAGGCUGACUCCUUUCCAUUCGUUACCUAAACAUGAGAGAAGAAAGUCGUUCUUUCUUAAGAAGGCAGUUCAUGACAAUUGAAAGACGGGGUGAACUUUCCUGCUGCCCCGACUUCACGGAGGAGAAAGGGACUUCAGAGAGAGGAGAUAUGCGACCGUGCAACGCUUGUAAUUUUACUUCAAAAUAAAACCCCGAGGUUCUGGAGCGAUGGAGACCGUGGGGAAAUUCGAGUUCAGCAGGAAGGACUUGAUAGGACACGGUGCAUUUGCGGUGGUGUUCAAAGGCAGGAAUAGAGAGAAACACGACUGGGAGGUGGCUGUGAAAUGCAUAAAUAAGAAAAACUUGGCAAAAUCUCAGACCCUUUUGGGAAAAGAGAUCAAGAUACUUAAGGAACUAAAACAUGAGAACAUUGUUGCAUUACAUGACUUUCAGGAAACGGCCAGUUCUGUGUACCUGGUCAUGGAGUACUGCAAUGGUGGGGACCUGGCGGACUAUCUGCACUCCAAGGGCACCCUGAGUGAGGACACCAUCCGGGUGUUUCUGCAGCAGAUAGCUGGAGCCAUGAGGGUGCUGCAAGUCAAGGAUAUCAUCCACCGAGACCUCAAACCCCAGAACAUCCUGCUUUCCUACCACACAGGACGCAAGUCCCACUCCACCAACACCUGCAUCAAGAUAGCUGACUUUGGGUUUGCCCGCUACCUUCAGAACAACAUGAUGGCUGCCACUCUGUGUGGGUCCCCUAUGUACAUGGCACCUGAAGUCAUCAUGUCUCAGAACUAUGAUGCCAAGGCUGACCUGUGGAGCAUCGGUACCAUUUUGUUCCAGUGUCUGACUGGGAAAGCCCCGUUUCAGGCUAGCAGUCCCCAGGACCUCCGGCUGUUUUAUGAGAAAAACAAGAACCUCAGCCCCAAGCCCCCGAUCAAUUGUUACAGCAGGAAAGUGAAGUACCAUCAUGCAUUCAUGGUGACUUUUGGCUCCCCACCCAGCAUCCCCAGAGAGACCUCCUGUCACCUGAGGAAUCUGCUGCUGGGUCUUCUGCAGCGCAACCACAAGGACCGCAUGGACUUCGAGGAGUUCUUCUGUCACCCCUUCCUAGAGACGAGCUCGUCCAUGAAGAAGACUCCUGCUGUGACCAUGACAUGCUUUCCCAGCUCUGCUUCAGCAAGCUCCUGUAGCAGCUCUUCCAACUCACAUUUAGCCUCCCCACUGCAGUCUCUGGCUGAGGUCCAGCAGCUCCGCACCAAGACCCUUGCCUCCCCUACCCAGGAUGCCCCUGGCCUUCUCCUCAAGGACUCAUCUGGAGGUGGCUGCAGCAGCAAGAACUCCUCUUGUGACACAGACGACUUUGUAAUGGUGCCCGUCCACUUUCCCACAGGUGAGCUCACCUGUGACGGGCCUACUGGGAAGGUGUUCCACGACAGUCUGAUGAACAGCAGCUCUCUACUGGCCUCUGGUGGCCUGGGCAGUCAGGGCAAGACCCCACCCCACUCCCCCUCCUACAGUGGCUCCCGCAGUCCCAUCAGUCGGCCAAGUGAGUUCUCUGGCAGUAACUGUGGUAACUACGGUCAGUCGGUGCCCAUUCCCGUUCCCACUCAGGUCCCCAACUACCAGCGCAUGGAGCAGAACCUUCAUUCCCUCAGCCAUGAUGGCUCCCCACAGCUGUGUACGCUGGUGCGCGGCUGCAGCAGCAAUAGUUCCCUGAGAUUCGGGAGGACUGGCCCAUCGCUACCUUACCCAGGAGGCCACGGGACCUUGGCUGGCCCCUGCAGGCUGUUUGUAGGAGGGUCCAGACCCUUCCAGCUUCCUCAUCAAGCUCUCCAAUUCCCCGACACACGGCCUCCCCCUCAGCAGCAAGGCCUGGGCACCCGGCUCCACAGCGCCCCCUGUCUCCUGGAGGCCACGGGUGGUGGCGGCAGGCAGAAGAUCAGGAAGCAGCACUCUGACCCCGUGGUGGCCAACCUGCAGGCAGGCAUGAUGGCUAUGCGGCCCCUGCACUCCUCCCCCAGGCUGAGUGAACUCAUGCAGCGCAGCCCCCUCCCCACCAUCCUGGGAUCCCCCUCUAGAGCCAUACCACCCUUUGAGUUCCCCAAACCUCCCAGCUCCCCCAACCUGGUGACUUUCUUGGCCCAGCAGGGUAUGGUUCUGGCCCCGCCCGGCAGCAAGGCUGCCUCAAACCACAGGUACCCAGGACAGCCUCCUACUGGCCAGCUUGGGCAAUACAGCCAGAGGACUACAGAAGACAACAAGAGCUUCGGCAGGUCUCAGAGUGCAGGUCGUCUGUCUGACAUGCUGCUGAUGGCUGCGUUUGGAGGACCGCUGGGGGAGCACGGCAGCACUGAGAACCUCAGCUCAAACAGAGACAUCACAGCACCCUCUGGUGGUGGAGCCAUGGCAGCAGGCUCAGCCCUCCCAGCCCAGGUGGUGUUCACUGUGGGCUCCCCACCCAGCGGCAGCAUCCCUCCACAGACCUCCAAGACCAGACAGUUCUCAGCAGGCUCCUCCAGCUCCAUAAGCCCAGUGGGUUCCUUUACCAGCCGAUUUCAGACAGGCACCUAUCUGGACGGCUUUGAGGGUCCUUCCAGACCACGCUACAGCUUCACAGACCCAAUUACGGCCAACAUGGGGGGACCUGUUAGCUUCCUGGCCCCUGAGCUGCCAGAGGAGACACUGAUGGAGCAGGAGCACACAGACACCCUGAGGAGCCUGCGCUUCACCCUGGACUUUGCCCGCUGUCUGAUGGAGGUGGCAGGGGUCAGGGGGGCUGGGGCGAAGCACGGGGACACCUCUCCGCCCUCUCUCCUGCAGCAGCAAAGCCUAGUGGCUGACCAGAUCAGCUCCCUCAGCCGGGAGUGGAGCUAUGCGGAGCAGCUGGUGUUGUACAUGAAGACUGCAGAGCUUCUGUCGUCUGCCUUGCACACAGCCAUGGAGCGCGUCAAACAGGGAAAACUGUACCCCUCUGCUACUGUCAAACAAGUGGUCAAGAGGCUGAACGAGCUGUACAAGUCCAGCGUGUCGUCCUGCCUCUCCCUCAAUGCACGGCUGGAGCAUUUCUUCUCCCGCAAGCACCGUCUCAUGGACCACGUCAAUACCAUCACCGCCGAGAGGCUGCUGUUUAGCCACACUGUUCAGAUGGUGCAGGCUGCUGCUCUGGAUGAGAUGUUCCACCAGGGAGAGGCAUCGGUGCUGCGCUACCACAAGGCCCUGCUGCUGAUGGAGGGCCUGUCCCUGCUCCUUACCGAGCAAAACGACAUCCUCAGCGUCAGCAAGUGUAAGGAAUGCAUUGAGCGUCGCCUCACAGCUCUACAGUCAGGGCUAUGUGUUUGAGGACUCUGCUCAGCACCCGUGAUGCUGCUAUGCUAUGAUGUCACUCAUUCUGGACCGGCACCACCAUGCCCAUUCAACCUCCCAACCAACUCUGUAUCUUCCCCCCACCCUCUAGUUUCCAUGGAGAUGUCAGCCGGUGGGGGGUAUGUGUGUUAAGAAGGGCCUAUAGUCUGGACAGGGUAGACUGGACUGGUGGUUUCUGUGUCUGCCCCACCACCAAGCACUCUUAGGUAAACUGAUGUUGGAGAUGAAGGGCUUGUGGGGGGGGCAACUACACACUCCUCUGUGUGUCAGACAGGACCCCACUAAACGGACUGACUCUCUGCAGAGCCACACACACACCCUUACCGUCUGGAACGAUACCCUGACCAAUCACAGUCAAGCUGUCUGCAGGACGAUGCUACUGCAGUCACAGUCUCACUCCAUUUAAUCCUGUCAGUAAUUCAGCGCAAAGCAAUCACAAAUGAACCUUCACUCCUAAGACAUGAAGUCUUACUAAAUAAGAAGCCACUCAGUGUAAAAAUAUAAUAUAUAUCUUUUUUUGGUGUGUUUUUCAGGGAAACCAGAAGAGUUUAAGAACGUUAUCCCAAUUGCAUGGCCUGUCACAGCCCACUGGCCUGUUUGUGUACAUUUUGAGUUGUAUGUAGAAAAUAGGUCAUUUUAAGUUAUGGACCUUACCUGUGAUAGAUAGAACAAUAUAUAGGUGCUGUUACAGAAGUGUUUUACCUUAUUUAUCCCUGUCUGACACUUUAUUGAUGCUUCAUUUGCCAUAUUAAGAAUGAGAAUGUUGCCCAGUAGGUAGAUCGUUGGACCAUAGACAGCAAACCUUUCUAGAUUCUCCUGUCUGUGCCACUGGGCCUUUGACAGGAUGUUAAAUAUUGACAGGAAAUGGGCCUCGCUGAGCAUUUCCCUUUGACCAGCCAUGUUGGAAGAACAGCUUGAACCACAUACUCCCCAUUCAGCUUUUUAGUCCGAGUACAUGAGAUGAAUCAUCAUCAUCUUAUUAUUAUUUCCUAAAGUUGUUCUUAACCAGUAAAAAGCCAGGAAUAUCACUUUGUAGACAAAUUAGACAAAGGAAUAUUGCCCAAAUUGGAAAAGAAACCAAUUGCCACUAAUCUCUAUCCAAAUACGUGAGAUUUAGUUGAGCUUUAUUUCUUUCAUAUUUUCCGAUUCAAACCUCUUAUGGAGUCCAGUCACAAUCAGUUUCAAUGUAGGUCUGCUUGUAAAACUUGCAGUAGAGUUGCCAGACUGGACUACACCUGUCAAUGACUACUGGUGUUAUUGCACUGUGUUGAGGUUUAUCAGUACUGUACAUAAAAGAACAAGGCGGGGGGGGGGGUGGUGAGUUAUAAGAUGUACAUGAAACAUAUAUGUUCCGUCUUUCAUGUACAUGCUUGGAGACAAUCUUGUUUUGGGAGUUAUUUCUAUGGUUUUUAUUGUAGUUUUGUGUUUUGUUUCAUUGUCAGAUGUUGAAGUGUGAUGGUUGUCUUAAUCUUGACAGGGAAAUGUCAUAAGCUAUUAAACUUUGAAAGGUGCCUUUUUGAAGAAGGAAAAAAAUAAGAAAAAUGUGUAACUGAAAAUAUUUUUGUUGUAUUGAGUAGCCAAAAUGAGGACUGAUGCUUGUGUUGAAUUUUGAAAAGCAGUACAGUUUAUUGAAUUGUAGUGGAUCAGUUGUGGAAUUUAUAUUAGAGGUGGGUGGAUAUUUCCCUAACCAUAGCUUGUAUCCUCAGUAAUAACCAAUAGGAGAUGGACAAAAUAUCUCACUGUGCAAUGGACCAGUGGUUAGAGGCAACCUCUACCCACUCGAAGAAGCAUGUGUGUUUUGUGUAUGCAUUUGUGUGAAACUGUUUCAAAGAGUGAAUGAAUGACUUAUAUUUCCUCACUACAGGGAACUAACAGAAACAAGAGCAGGGGAGCAUUUUCCCCUGUGAAGAUUGUCUGAAUAUUCUGGUUUGCCCAUAGAUGCUUUCUUGCCUGUUUUCCUUUCACCAGUCAGCAAAAUGUACAACAAGCAUACAGAGUAAAUGUCUAGUUUAUAUUAUACAUCCCAGAGGAAUGAUGUGGUCAUGUCUAGUGACUCAAAAUGUACAACAAGCAUACAGAGUAAAUGUCUAGUUUAUAUUAUACAUCCCAGAGGAAUGAUGUGGUCAUGUCUAGUGACUCAAAAUGUACAACAAGCAUACAGAGUAAAUGUCUAGUUUAUAUUAUACAUCCCAGAGGAAUGAUGUGGUCAUGUCUAGUGACUCAAAAUGUACAACAAGCAUACAGAGUAAAUGUCUAGUUUAUAUUAUACAUCCCAGAGGAAUGAUGUGGUCAUGUCUAGUGACUCAAAAUGUACAACAAGCAUACAGAGUAAAUGUCUAGUUUAUAUUAUACAUCCCAGAGGAAUGAUGUGGUCAUGUCUAGUGACUCAAAAUGUACAACAAGCAUACAGAGUAAAUGUCUAGUUUUAUAUCAUACAUCCCAGAUGAAUGAUGUGGUCAUGUCUAGUGACUCGUAUGGCUUUCAUCACCUGAUCAGUUGUUAUAAAAUGGGAAAUGUUCAAUGAGUGGCAGGUAGCAAGGCAAUGGUAGACCUAUAAUUUUAUACGUGUCACUUGUUUUGUUUAUUUUCUUACGACCAGUAGCCUAGCAGCCAUCCUAAUGUUGUGUAAGAAUCUAAAGCAACCUAUGUAAUGUAAGUCACUGAAGAAGAAUGACAACUUACAAGGCGGGUUGAUUGAAAAGGCCCAUGAAGUAAAAGCUUGAUCUGCAUUCCAGUGCUUAUGUGACACUAAUGAUACCCACUAUUUCCAUAAUGGAUAUGACUGAAAACAAGGUUUUGCCAACUUAAAGACGUUUGCCGUUUUUCUUUUGGCUUUAUAAAUGCAGUACACCUGAAAGUUUCUUCCACACACUGCUGAUUUGAAUAUUGACCAUACUAUCUCAGUAUCACUAUAGUAAAUAAAGUUAUUUGAAGUUAUUUCUCUGAAUAUGUGUGUAUAUUACAAAGCAUGGACAGAAUUCCCCCACCUAUCCAAAGAAAAGUAUUAGAAAUAGAAACUUUCCCUACUAUCAAUUUUAGACUGUUGGAGCUAUAUCUCUGACUGUACAUUUAAGCCUGUAAAAAGGAGGGGGGGAAACUAUACACACUAUUACAAUGUCUGUGUGAACAUUUCUGGUUUGAAAGGCGCUGCAGAAAUAAAAUUGUGAAAGGAA